CCAUUCCAGUGAUUUUGAGGUGCACAGAAAUUGGCUUGCCAUUACAAACAGUUUGCCCUUGUCAAGAUGGUAUUAUGAGAUUAUCAACAUUACAUUGGCUGGCGCACAAAUAGACAGAGCCAGUCUAAAGCAGUGGUGAAUUAAGCAUGAGAUAGCUAACUAUACUCUCCAAGCUAACUGUCUAAACUAAACUGGAUUCAGUUUAGGGAAAUACUUACAACUGAACAAAUUUUAUUAUCAAGAAAUACAUCACAAAGGAAAUUGUGAUAUUAUUGUUUAGAAUUUGUUACUUCUAUUAUACUUGUUUGAGAAUCGAAGUAAUUGUCUUUGUCUGCCAGGAUGCCAAAUGAAAUAUCAUGGAGUUUAGUCCAAAAGAUUUCUUGGUUAGUAGGUGUUAGGCUGGCUAAUAACUCAUUCCACAGCUUGACACCCAUGUCAGAAAAAUGAGUUUUGCAUUUUGCGUUCAAAUUUUUUGAACAAAUACAUUUUUGGUAGAGGAAGAUUGCGUGUUUUGCGAAUGAAUGCAAUAUGUACUCUCUCAUCCAAAUGCGUUUGAUCUGUUCGCCAAUACUUGUCAUUUAGUUGAUAUAGUGCAUAGUUUCUUGUUCUUAUUGUCCACAUAAGUUUUUGAUAGUGCCUGAGUUACAUCUUCUCUAAGAUUUUCAUUGAAUUUGAUACACCACAGAUUGUAAUUUUGUUUUAUUUGGUUUGGUUGUUUGGUUUUAUUUUGUGGUUAGAUAUUUGUCUUUAUUUGAUCCCAGUUGAAUCAUACCUUUGUACAUAUUCAUUUGGUUUAAAAGAUAUCUCAGCAUUCAAUAUGGUUGUAGCAUUCAUCUACAAUUAUCUCGGUACUUGUCCAGGGAAGUUAGGGAAGAGGAAGGAAGAAAGCACCCAUUUUAACUUUUUGCCGAUAGGAAGGUAGGACAGUUUUCUCUUCUAUUACAAGCAUGAAAGAUUAAAAGAAAUUUUCAAGCAGGUAGAGCAGUCUUUUUCCUGUUGACUUAUUCCAAAUUUCAAUUUGUCUGGCGGUAAUAAGAGAUACUACAAGAAAUAAAUUUUUCAAUUACUGCCUGAAAAGGAGAACACUAGAGGGGGAUGCUUGUUCAAGGAGUCAACAUGUCCCAGUUACCUCUGUAUACAAGAAAGGAAACUUGAUCUUGGCAAAAGGCAUCACAAAGUAACAAGCAGUGAUGAUCCCACAAAAUAUCAUCCUCCUCCAUUAUUAUUGAUUAUUUUUUCUGGAACUUGUAGAAAACUUCAGAGUGGACUCUGGAUUAUCCGCCGCUAUUCGCCUGGUUUGAGUAUUUGUUAUCACAAGUAGCUGCCUUGGUUGAUCCUAGGAUGGUGAUUAUAAGCAAGUUACCUUAUACAAGUCUACCAACUGUACUGUUCCAAAGAGGAUCUGUUAUGUUUACAGACCUGCUGUUGGCUUACGCUGUGAAGGAGUAUUGUAGCUAUCUUGCCAAGAAGUCUUCUAUUACUGUGCGCAAUUGUCUGAUCUUGGCUAUAUUGGUCAUUUUUAAUUUUGGUCUUCUGAUAGUGGAUCACAUUCAUUUCCAAUACAAUGGGUUCUUGUUUGGCAUUCUGCUUCUCUCUAUAACAAAGUUGUCGCAGGGAUGUGCAUUGGAAGGCUCUUUUUGGUUUGCAGUCCUGCUGAAUUUCAAACACAUCUUUCUCUACAUUGCCCCAGCAUACUUCAUUUUCCUUUUGCGAUCUUACUGUUUCCAACCAUCUGCAGCUGAAAAGAAAGAGAAACAGUUAAGAAUUUUUGGUGUAAAUAUUUGGGAUUUUUCCCCUUUGAAGUUGAUGAGACUUGGCAUCAUUGUGGUCUUUGUAUUUGGUCUUUCAUUUGGACCAUUUAUAGCCAUGGGUCAAUUACCUCAGGUGCUAUCAAGACUUUUUCCUUUCAAACGAGGUUUAUGCCAUGCCUACUGGGCUCCAAAUUUCUGGGCUUUGUACAAUGCACUGGACAAGGCUAUUGCUAUUUUUGGUUCAAAAGCAGGAAUCUUGCCCAAAGAUGCCAUGAAAAGUAAAGCUUCCAUGACAGGUGGUUUGGUUGGUCAGUCUGAGCACUUGAUUCUUCCAUCAGUUCCUCCAGUUGUCACAAUGAUCCUAACACUUUUUUCUGUGAUGCCUGCUCUAUGGCAUGUGUGGUUUAGGCCAUCAGGCAUCACUGGAUUUCUCCGCUGUCUCGUUCUUUGUGCCUUUGGUUCCUUCUUGUUCGGUUGGCAUGUGCACGAAAAGGCCAUCCUGAUGGUUAUUGUUCCUCUCAGCUUAAUGGCUGUUGUUGAAAGACGACCAGCACGGGUUUUUUUAUUGCUGAGCACAACAGGCCAUCUCUCACUGUUUCCUUUGCUGUUCCAGUCACAAGAAACUCCCAUUAAAGUCUCUCUCAUGCUGAUGUUUACAAUUUUCUCGUUCUACUCACUAUGUCUUGUUCACUGUGGGGAAUCUUCCGAAACGUCCAUAUCGGAUCUGUUUAAAUUACCCAUUGUUGAGUGGUACGAAGCGUGUUACUUGUAUGGUUUAGUUGUCUUGGAACUCUACUGCAGUGCCAUUCAUCCUUUUACUGUGCUUGCCGUCAAGCUGCCUUUUUUACCGCUCAUGCUUACGUCAGUGUAUUGUGCCGUGGGUGUGAUUUGGGCGUGGAUCUUAUUUUACGUGGACACUCUGACGAGCUCGCUGAUUAAUAGGGCAGCGGUGUCAACUAUAAGAGAAACUGUGGUUGGAAAACAGUCUGCCAAGAAGAAACAGUGAAAUACCCCUUUGGACGAAGGUCAAGAGAUUCUACAGAUAAAUUAUAGUAGGCUAGUUUAAGAAAGUUUUUUGUCUCAAAACUUUGGGUUUUGAAUCCCUUUCAAACUAAAUUUUAAUACGGUGUUCUGAUAAUCACUUUGGAUUAGGAUAAGAUUGCUCGAAAUAUAUGACUCCUAAAUGUUAUCUUGAACUCGCAUGUCAAGUGUUCUUGUGACAAGCGUUCUUAGCUCUGAAAAUCUUCAAACGGGUAAAAUAGAAACCAGCACAGAUUGCCUUAAGUCUUUUUUUUUCUCUGACGAAUGUAGAUGAAAGGCGAACGCAUAUUUGACAUUCGAAUAGGAAGAGAUUGGGUCGAGACCACUCAAAUAAAACUAGAAAUAGUCCA
Pocillopora damicornis (cauliflower coral) is the source of this 3142-nucleotide messenger RNA. Its product is annotated as dolichyl pyrophosphate Glc1Man9GlcNAc2 alpha-1,3-glucosyltransferase. Gene Ontology annotation, cellular component: endoplasmic reticulum membrane. Gene Ontology annotation, biological process: dolichol-linked oligosaccharide biosynthetic process; protein N-linked glycosylation. Gene Ontology annotation, molecular function: dolichyl pyrophosphate Glc1Man9GlcNAc2 alpha-1,3-glucosyltransferase activity. NCBI's taxonomy places the organism in Eukaryota, Metazoa, Cnidaria, Anthozoa, Scleractinia, Pocilloporidae. The record is from RefSeq and is a predicted model, not a curated record.